This is a messenger RNA of Gasterosteus aculeatus aculeatus (three-spined stickleback), 4670 nucleotides long. RefSeq names its product verrucotoxin subunit beta-like. NCBI's taxonomy places the organism in Eukaryota, Metazoa, Chordata, Actinopteri, Perciformes, Gasterosteidae. Gene Ontology annotation, molecular function: protein binding. The record is from RefSeq and is a predicted model, not a curated record.
GUUUCAUGUUUCUAUGAUACUGAAGAUGUUUAAUCUGUGUUCAUGUUUCUUUAGUGCAUCUUGAGAAGAUACAAACACUGUUUGACUGCUUUAAAUCGUUGCGUCUUGUUAUGUGCCGUCCCACAAUAUAAGAAAAGCAAUAAGUUCUUUGUUGUGUCUCAUUUAGGAUGUUAUGAACUAACUUAAACGCAUUCAGUGUAAACCAGUGUACAGCCAUCGUUCUGGAACUAUGCUGUAAAUAAACUGUCAUUUUCAAACGCUGGUUAAUAGAAUAAUAGCGAUGCACAGCUAUGAUUGUAUUCAAUGUAAUGUAAUCAACUACAUGCAUGCAUGGAUACUUGAUAGCACCGCUUACGUUGGCCCGAGACAUUCAAAAUCCGAGUUACAUUGAACGCACCACCAAGGGUAAAUACCCCAUUGCACCAGCAUAUUCUGUGAACUAGUCCCCUUGAACGCACCAGGAGACGUCACGUGCUCAUGGACCUUCCACACCUUUACUGAUCUGUGGAAAUACUGCAUUCUCUCUUUGUUCUGGAUCCGUUGGUGGAAGCCGACAGUCAUUGAACUUCUCUGAGGCUGGACGAUGGACUCUGAAGCCACGAUGGAGGUCGCCGCACUCGGCCGACCUUUCAGUCUCGGGAUGUUGUACGACUGCCGCAAAGACUUACUCGUCCCCGGAAUGACAUUGUGGGACCGCGAAGCCCUGAAAACUCAUAUUGGUGAAAGACCAAAGAACUAUAAUGGAUUUGAGAUAGUCGCAUCCGAAUCUAUUGCAGAUAAAUCUGCAGCACUAAAUGUAAACGCAUCGCUAAAGGCCAGUUUCUUCAGUGGACUGGUGGAGGUUGGAGGAUCCGCCAAAUACCUGAACGACACCAAGACCUCCAGAAACCAGGCCAGAGUAACUCUGAACUACAAAGCUACCACAAAGGUCCAGGAACUGUCCAUGAACCAUCUAGCAAGUGACAAUGUAAAGUAUCCGUACGUCUUUGACAAAGGAUUAGCAACCCAUGUAGUCACAGCUAUUCUUUACGGGGCACAAGCCUUCUUCAUCUUUGACCGUGACGUGUCUGAAGAUGAGAAUCAUCAAGACAUUCAGGGUGACCUAAAGGUCAUGAUCGAUAAGUUCCCCAGCAUUAAGAUAGAAGGUGAAGGUUCCCUGAAGAUGGAGGAAAAGGACAAAAAGAAAGUUGACAAAUUCUCCUGCAAAUUCCACGGAGACUUUUCCCUUGAAGAGAACCCUGUGUCCUUCAGUGAGGCAGUAAAAGUCUACCAGAGUCUGCCAAGACUGCUGGGAGCCAACGGAGAGAACGCCGUACCAAUGACGGUCUGGCUGCUGCCGCUGGCAGGUUUAGAUUCUAAUGCUGCUAGACUUGUUCGUCAGAUUAGUAUACGAUUAGUUCAGGAAUCCCAAAGCGUCCUCGAGGACUUCAGUGAGCUGGAAAUGAGGUGCAAUGAUGCGUUGAACAACACCACUGCACAGAAGUUCCCACAGAUUGGAAAAAAGAUCAAAACCUUUAAAGAGAUGUGCUCUGAGUCCAGACAGGAUCUCCAACAAACUUUGGCAAAGAAACUUCCAUCAAUCCGAGGAGGAGGAGAAGAGGAAGCUGUGCUCACUGACAUCCUGAAGAAAAGACAUUCUUCUCCUUUCAACAGCAAAAAGCUCAACGAGUGGAUUGAAUGUAAAGAGAGAGAAAUCCACACGUUGAAGUCUUUCACCAACAUCAUGAAAAACACAAAGAUCGUUACAUCUCAAAAUGAUCUGUACAAAGAAAUUUUCCGUUCAGAACAUGUGAUGUGCUUUGUCUUCACCUCACUAGGAAGUCCUGACUCGUACCUCUCAACGUUAUCAAGCUACUUAAGACAACCAGAAGAGAACCCUCAAGAUACACACACUCAAGAUAUAGAGAAGGAACAAUGGUUCCUCUCCAACAAAAUAGCAGAUACAUUGAGGCUCAAAGUGAAGCUCUUCAGUGAUUUUGCAGUGGCCAACAAGGAGAACAAGAACAUUAAGUUCUUGACCUUGGGAUUAGAAAAUGAGGCACAGAAAGGUUCAAGCAUCUACCUUUAUAAAGACGGCUUUUCUGUCAGUGAGAACUUUGAGCCUCCUUCAAGGCCUGAAACGUUAACAGUAAGCGACAUAAACCACAACAGUGUGACGCUGAAGGUGUCUCCACCCAGAUUUGGAGCAGAGAACAUCACCUCCUACUCUGUUGAGUACUGUGUCAGUGGAGAAGAUGGAUGGAAACAGAAGGCAGCAUCCAGAGAUGAAGAAGUCCCAGUGAGCGGUCUGAGUCCUAACACCGAGUAUGUGUUCAGAUGCAGAGCGGUGACCUCAGCAGGUGUUGGACCAGCCAAUGAAGUCAGUGGUUCCAUUAGGACCUUACCCUGCAGCCCUCCUGGGAAACCUCAGGUUGAACCCAAUUCAACAGAGGCAUCAGUCAGCUGGGAGAAACCUGCUGAGCUCGGACAAGAUGUCCUCAUUCUGACCUACAUGGUGGAGUACGCAGAGACCAAAGACGGGGUGAAAGAGGAAGAUCUCCGAUGGAACCAAAUGAUGUCAACGGCUGAAAAGGCCGUCAUUUCAGGGCUUCAGGCAGAGACGGAAUAUGUCGUCAGGGUCCGAUGUGAUUGCGGUGCAGCCGACAGAAGCAAAGAAAGCGUCACUGUUAAAGUCUGCACAACAAAAUUUAGACCUCUCCCAGAACACCUCAAAAGAACGAGCCUAAAGAUUCAUUCUGGAUCUCCGUCAGUUUACAAACUGACACUGAAGAAAGAAGAUGUGAACAUAGACGGAUGCACUAAAAUCACUUUUGGUCAAGAAAGCAUGAGGCAAAAUCGCACUAUUAUUCUCUUCGGAGCGACGGGCUCAGGAAAGUCUACUCUGAUCAAUGGGAUGAUCAACUACCUGGUUGGUGUGGAGUGGAAGGACUCCUUCAGAUUUCAGUUGGUUGAAGAUGAUCGGUCCAGAUCUCAAGCUGAAAGCCAGACCUCUGAAGUCACCGUCUACAAAAUCCACCACCAGGAGGGAUUUAAAAUCGAUCACUCUCUGACCAUCAUUGACACUCCAAGCUUCGCAGAAACAGAAGACGCAGAGAGAGGCGAGGAGAUGAUUCGUCAUCUAUGUGAACUCUUCGCUGCAGACCAUGGUGUGAGUGAUAUUGACGCCCUGUGCUUCAUAGCUCCGGUUGCUUCAGAACAACUCCCCAAAUCACAGCAGGGUGUGCUCGAUUCUCUGCUCUCAAUCUUUGGCGAGGAUAAGGCAGAGAACAUCUGGAACCUGGUGACGUCUACGGAUGUCCCCUGUCCUAAGACAAAAAGUGCGCUGCCAAUUCACUUCAAGUUCAACUACUCAGCGUUGUUUGCCGACAACAAAUCACCUGCAACCGAUGUGAAUGUGGACGAUGAAGACGAAGAGGGAGAAUUCUAUCAGAUGUGUUGGAACAUGGGGAGAAAAUGCAUGAAGAGGUUUUUUGUUGCUUUGAAUACCUUACAAACCAAAAGGUUUUCAUGGCCGUAGGUCCAGAAGGCCUGUUUGGAUUCUUCAGGUCUUCCGUUGGGAAUCGAUGCGCUUUGAUAAAAGAUAAAAGAGACAACUGCGAUAGUUCAAACGCACGAGUCAGAGAUGGUCAACGACUCGGUCACAAUAGACGAGUCUGGUUCUGGAUCUCAUACGAGGAGGUUGAGCCCUCAGAGACCGAGACACCUGCUCAGUCAUUACCUGCAGAACCUUGUGGUGAAUAUGAUGGUGUGAAGAAGGAUGCUGGAUGCAGCAUUAUUAUUAAAGUAUUAUUAAAUCUACAUCCAAACAUACGGCACCAAGAGAACGAGGAGCUCCAGUGGAACACGGAUCAUCAACAAAGAACCAAACCGGACGAUGUAAAAGAUCAAGAUCCGUAUUGACUUUAUCAACCUCAUAUUACUUUACUACAUUCGAAUAUUACCGCAACACUGAUUUAUGUUGUUAAUUUGGGUUUUUAAUCAUGAAUAUUCCCUUUUUGUCAAGUUGUUUUUUUGAAUCUUUGAAAAUGGUUUUAAUGUGAAUAACCGUAAGCUCUCAUUUAUUGGUGUUUAUUGAAUUCCGUCAUUGUUCUGUAACAAUAACGUUGCUCUCACUCAACAAUGGAAAAGUUAUGAAAUGAUCAUUUUUUAUGAGAACACAACAUUUGAGUAGUAAUAAAACCUGCUCAUAGAUUUUUGUAUUUUCGGGUUUGUGGUUUGUGGUUUUCCUCUGCGUGUGUGUUGACGUGUACACAGUCAACAGGACUUCAUUGGUUCGUUGACGUUUUGGAGCCGUAAUUUGCCUUCUUUCUUUUGCAAACAGGGACUCGAGAGGGUCGAGCCGAGAACAACGUCAGUGAGACACUUUCAGGCAAAAUGGUCGAAUGAAAUUGAGAAGAUGAAAACAAAGUGUGAAACAAUGAACUAAUCACGGAUCAACAUAACGAUGCUGUUGUUCAUUCAGGGAUUCGCAUGAGCUGAAAUGUUUUAAUUCAGGUAAAAGGUUCACUAUGAACUUGACGGGGUGUUUAUCGGCGUAGAGGUUCCAUCGGAGCCUCCUGGCUGUGGAGAGAACCAACAAACACUCAUUCGUGCCGUGAAAACAGGAGCAAACUGUCUUCAUUGUUGACAAUUGACACACGACAUCAUUAAAACACCACCGUUGUAUAAAA